Penicillium odoratum is the source of this 495-nucleotide messenger RNA. RefSeq lists its product as uncharacterized. Lineage: Eukaryota; Fungi; Ascomycota; Eurotiomycetes; Eurotiales; Aspergillaceae. The transcript has a single exon. The record is from RefSeq and is a predicted model, not a curated record. The coding region runs from base 1 to 495 and encodes 164 amino acids.
AUGAUGGACUCUAUCAUCCUCUUCUCCCCUAUCCGCCCCCUAUGGAAGAUCCAAGCAAGCGUCACCCGCCGACUGGGUAUUAUUGCCACUAUCACCGUUGCCGGUAUCGCGGUCAUUGUUUCCUGCCUUCGCAUCAUCGUCCUUCACCAGUUCGCAGUCCACCCAGACUUUACGUACGUCCUCGGCGAAAUGGUCAUUAUCUCUGCCGUCGAACUCAACAGCGCCAUUGUGGCUUCAAAUCUCCCGACCUUCAAGGCUGUCUGGCGAAAGCACGUUACCGGGACGCUGGCGUCGCGGACAACCUCACACAACCUGUCCUCGCUCGACAAGAGAGGGCACUUAGAGGGUAGUGUUGGGCUGACGGUCAUCUACCAGAGGAGCGAGCGGGGGUCAGACCAGGAAUUUCCGGAUUCUUCGUCGACAAAUAACUUGGUUGCGAGGCCGGGAAGUGAUAAGUGGGUUGAUUGUGAGAUGGCUCGGAAGGGGGACCGAUAA